Molecule: messenger RNA, 10433 nt
Organism: Polyodon spathula (Mississippi paddlefish)
Lineage: Eukaryota; Metazoa; Chordata; Actinopteri; Acipenseriformes; Polyodontidae
Gene: dchs2
Product: dachsous cadherin-related 2
Exons: 21
Coding region: 331-10158 (3275 amino acids)
Biological process (GO): homophilic cell-cell adhesion
Cellular component (GO): plasma membrane
Molecular function (GO): calcium ion binding
Source: RefSeq, a predicted model, not a curated record
CUGAAGAAGGGACAGGAGGCAAGUCGAAGCUUUGCUUCCUUGCGUUCCACGCAGUUGCUGGUGCUAACAUGUUUGAUACUAUAGUUGUCGCUGAAUUACCUGCAAUUCUUUGGAAACGGGAAUACUAUAGCUGUAAAUAAAAUUAAAGUCGUACAAAUAAAAAAAAAAAAAAAAAAAAAAAAAAAAACGCCAGUUAUGAGCUUUGGAAGUGGGCUUGUGCGUGCUAUACAGUGGACUGCUACGUGACUACUUUGCUGUGGGUUCUGUAUGAACUUUUUUUUUUUUUUUUUUUUUUUUUCCAAAAGAGAACGAGGACUUAAAGUGUGUUAAAUGGAUACCUUGAGAACACACAGCUCUUUGACACAGGCAUCUGUGUUCCUUAAAACAAUUAUCCUUGUUGUGUUAUCUUUGUGCAACAAAUCCUGUGCUCAGGUGUACAAUCUGAGCUUGUCUAUUGAAGAAGGACUUCCAGCAGGGACAAUUGUUGGGGAUAUAAGAACUGGACUUCCAAAUGGCACUCCCAAUAGUGGAUUUUUCAUAUCUGAGAGCAGGGAAUCUUAUUUUUUUAAGGACCUGGAUAUUGAUGGAGACUCUGGUAUAAUUUCCACAACAAAAGCUCUGGACAGGGAGAGCAGGGGCAAGUAUGAAUUUGUGGCAGCUACUCUAACUGGAGAGAUGGUACAGGUGGAGAUCCUGAUAAUUGAUGUAAAUGACCACUCUCCAGUCUUCCCCAAGGAAAAGGUGCAGCUAAAUAUUUCUGAGCAGAGUCCUUCUAUGUCCAGGUUCCAGCUGGAGGGUGCUCUGGAUCUAGACGAGGGAGAGUUUGGCAUCCAGGGAUACAGGAUCACUGAAGGGGAUCCCAGUGGAAUGUUUAGGCUGGAAUACAGAAGCAGGAGCAACCGUGAUCUCAGUGUGGAUCUGAUCCUGUCAGGCAAAUUGGACAGAGAAAGCAUUGACUUCUAUUCCUUAGGCAUAAACGCUUUUGAUGGAGGCAACCCCCCCAAAACUGGAAAUCUGCAGGUUGACAUUGUUGUCUUGGAUGAAAAUGAUAACCCUCCAGUGUUUAAUCAGGCCAAGUAUGAGGUGCUUGUUUGGGAAAAUGCACCUCUGACAGCCUCCGUGUGCCAAGUUUAUGCCACCGACCAAGAUCUCGGGAGCAACGGGAAUGUCAUCUAUGAGAUUAACCGUCGCCAGAGUGACCCCAAUGAGCUGUUUGUUAUCAACAACAAAACUGGUGUAAUCAGCCUGAAUAAACCACUGGACUAUGAGAACCAACCAUUUCAUGAGCUAAUAAUCCAAGCACGAGAUGAUGGAGCCCAACCUGAGUACAGCAGCACAUUUGUUUUGGUCAAAGUGCUGGAUAUUAAUGACAAUAGUCCUACCAUUAACAUCAUGUUCCUCAGUGAAUCUGGAGAACCAAAGGUCUCAGAGGAAGCCAAUAUUGGAGAUUAUGUGGCCAGGAUAUCUGUGUCUGACCCAGAUCUUGGGGAACAACUAAAGGUCCAUGUGUCCUUGGAAGGUGGCGAUGGAAAAUUCACUUUGAAACCAUCUGAUGAUUUUCUGUAUUUUCUUUGUGUCAAUGGAUCUUUGGACAGAGAGAAGCUGGAUUUGUAUGAGUUGAGGAUUGUUGCCUCAGAUUUUGGAGUUCCACCUCUGUGGAGCGAGAAGACUUUUUUGAUAACAGUGACGGAUAUAAAUGAUAGCCCACCAGUGUUUGAACAAGAUAUAUUUACAGUAAAUGUAUCAGAAGCAGCAUCUCGGGGGACUGCCCUGCUUCAAGUUCAUGCUAAAGACUCAGAUGAAGGCAUCAGUUCUGUUGUGUAUUAUGCUGUUGUGAAUCUUUUGGACACCUACAUGUUUGCUGUAGACUCCAUGUCUGGUUUGAUAACUACAGUUUCUCCUUUGGAUCAUGAGAAACAGCACCUCAUACACUUGCUGGUAGUAGCCACAGAUGCAGGAAGCCCACCCUUGUCUUCAACAGCCACAAUUGCUGUCCAUGUUGAGGAUGUCAAUGACAACAAACCAGUUUUUGAGCACCAGGUGUAUAAUGCCUCUGUGCUAGAACAUUCACCGGUUGGGAGCUGUUUUCUUCAGGUUACAGCCACAGAUGCAGACAGCGAUGAGUUUGGCAAAGUGCGGUACUCUCUAUACGAUGGGUUCAAUAAUUAUGAAAAAUCUCACAUUUUACGAGUGGACGCUGAUUCUGGACAGGUCUGCAUAUCACAAGACAUUGACAGGGAUGGUGGGCUGGCAAACUUUGAUGUUUUGGUGAAAGCUGAAGACGGGGGGGGUCUGAGUGCCCAAGCUUACAUUCAUAUAGAAGUGGAAGACGUCAAUGACAGCCGACCAGUGUUCAACCCACUAAGAUACAUUACAAGCAUAAGCAGUCACACUCAGCCUGGAACUGAAGUCCUGAACAUUAUUGCAACUGACAGUGAUGCUGGAACAAAUGGACAAGUAUCUUAUGAACUUGUUCCUGGGGAUUUGUCUUUUCUUUUCACAGUUGACACAUCAACAGGGAUAUUGUAUUUGACAUCCACUCUGAGCCAUCUGGGGAGCACCAGUGUGGAGCUGUCUGUGUCUGCUCAGGAUGGGGGCGGUCUCAGCUCCCUGCUCAAUGCAGCUGUCACAGUGAACAUCGUCAGGAGUGCACUGGCCCCUGCAGUAUUUGAGAGAUUACGAUAUGCGUUUGCUGUGCCAGAGGAUGCCAAAAAGGGGACUGCUGUGGGAACAGUUCAGGCUACCACUCCAUCCAAUUCCCUGGAGUCCCUAUCCUACAGAAUUUCAUCCGGAGAUCCAAAUGGCCUCUUCUCCAUCCACCCUGAGUUUGGUAUGAUCAGCACUAAUGGGCCUUUGGAUCAUGAAUCCCAGCCUUAUGUCAUCCUCAUGGUGCAGUCCCAGACCGGGAGCUCCCCAGUCUACAGCAGCACCCAGGUGAACAUAACAAUCAUUGAUGUUAAUGACAACCUGCCUGUCUUCUAUAAAGAAUCAGAGACAAUCACGGUUUCUCAGAACACCUUGCCAGGCACUGUGCUGUACAUCGCUCAUGCAGAGGACAGAGACAGCGGGCACAAUGGGAGGAUCAGGUAUGCUCUACAAACAGACAAUACCAAGGUGUUCACCAUUGACGUCAGGCAUGGAACAGUUUCUCUCAACAGAAGUCUUUCCCAAGACACGCAGCCUAGGUACCUUCUGAAAAUCUCAGCAGAAGAUGAAGGAGAUCCUCCACAGAGCUCCGUGUUCACCCUUGUUGUCAAUAUUGACCGCACAAAAUUGGAAGACACCCUGGCUUUUGAAACUCUAAUUUACCAGGUGGAGAUCAGUGAGAAUGCUCAAACAGAUACAAGGCUUAUCCAAGUCCGAGCCCAUGGACGGGAUCCACAGACUUACUCAAGCCUGUCUUACUCCCUCCAGACAAUUUCAGGGUCUCCGGUGUUUGGGAUCCAUCUUGACAGUGGCUGGAUUUACCUCCGCCAGAGCCUGAACUAUGAGUCCACAUCGACAUACAAGUUUGAAGUGUCAGCCACCGCAAUGGAGGAGAGGAUGGUCCUGCAAGCCACUGCUACCGUCACUGUCAAUGUGUUGGACGAGAAUGAUAAUGCUCCUGUCUUCUCUCAGGAAUCUUAUUUCUUCACCAUUCAAGAAGGCCCUAUUCCUCAUGGAUUGGUUGGCUCAGUGAAAGCAGCAGAUAUCGACUCGGGGAGAAAUGCGCAAAUGUCCUACAUCCUAUUGUCAGAAGGAAAAUACUUCCGCAUUAAUUCCAAGACAGGUGAAAUAAUAAACUGGGUUGCGCUAGACCGUGAGCAACGCACUCACCACACACUGUCGGUUUUAGUGACAGACCAAGGAGUCCCACGUCUGAAUGCAACCACCACCAUCUACAUCAUUGUCACCGAUAUUAAUGACAACCCACCUCAGUUUACACACAUGCCGACUGGGAAAGAGAUUAAUGUCCAGGUUUGGGAAGGACAGGCUGCAGGCACUGUGGUAGCCACCUUAUUUGCAAAAGACCUUGACGCUGGUAUGAAUUGUCACAUUACCAUAUCUCUGUAUGAUGGGUUGGGGCAUUUUGAGAUAGACAGCAAAACAGGAGAAAUUAAGACAACAGAGCGUCUUUUACAAAGCUCAAGAAUCCGCUAUAGGCUGACUGUUACUGCCAGGGACAAGGGACCCUCUCCACUCGAAGCAUCAGCUGUAGUUCACAUACAGAUUAUUCCAGUGGAUAAAGGGAGCUCUAAUAAUGCUGAACAAGUCAUACGACAUUUUGUUAUAAAAGAAGAUUCCAAGCUCGGAAGAGCUAUUGGUUCACUCAAACUACCCAAUCAUCAUAAUCAAAUGGUGGAUUAUUCCAUCUCUGAAGGGGAUGGCAGUCUUCACUUUGGGGUUGACCGCUCUACCGGAGACCUGCACCUGGCCUAUGAACUAGACUACGAAACAGCUUCUCAUUACCUUCUCAAGGUGCAGGCGGAAGACCACAGCCAGGUCCCUGUGCACAACACGGCAGUGUUUGUCAGUGUAACUGUAGAAGAUGUCAACGACCACUCACCCUGGUUUUUGGAUGACUUUAUUGUCAUUGGAAUAGAGGAGAACUUGCCUGCAGGUUCCCAGGUUUACACUUUUAAUGCUAAGGAUGGGGAUGGAAGCUUACCAAACAGUGCCUUGCGGUAUAAAGUUACGUCAAGCAGUAUGAAGGAAACUCCAUUUCUCAUAGACCCUGUGCAAGGUAUAUUAACAACCACAGCCCUCCUCGACAGAGAAGAAACUCACACCUUUAUCCUAACUGUGACUGCAACAGAUCAGGCGGUGAACCUCUUAGACCGAAAGACAUGCUCACUUACAGCCAAGAUUGCUAUUUUGGAUGUGAAUGACAACAGCCCUGUUUUUGUGUCAUCGCACAUUUCCUAUGUAAUGGAAGAUGCGGAAGUGGGAUCGCUGGUCCAUCACACUAUUGCCCAAGAUAAGGACGAGGGUAGAAACGGGAAGGUUACUUACAGUAUAUUGUCAGGAAAUGAAAAAGGAGUCUUUCUAUUGGAGGAAACAACAGGACUGCUGUUUUUAGCCUCCUCCCUGGACCAUGAGGUAUUGAAUUCGUACUCCUUGAGCAUCCUUGCCAGUGACAGUGGAUACCCUGCUCUCUCCGCCACUCAGACACUCACAGUCUCCGUUGUUGACGUGAAUGACCAAGUACCCUUGUUUAAGGAAACCCAUUACAAUGCUUCAGUACCUGAAAACCAUGAGCCGGGAGAAUUUGUUAUCAGAGUUGCAGCAGUCGACAGGGAUUCAGAGAUGAAUGCUGCUGUGUGCUAUACCCUGCUGCCUGGGUCUGGACAUGACUUAUUUACAAUAAACUCUCAGACUGGAGAGAUUACCACCAAAGCAGUGCUGGACAGGGAAGUUCAAGACCACUUCAGCAUACGAGUUCUGGCUCGAGACAGUGGGCUACCUGCGCUCUCCAGCACAGCCACUAUCAUGUGUACUGUCCUGGACUACAAUGACAACACCCCUGAGUUCAUACUCCCCACAUUUGAAAUCAAGAUUCCAGAAAACCAGGAGCCAGAAAUUAUUUACACAGCUUUGGCUUCAGACGAGGAUGCCGGAGAGAAUGGGAUAAUUGAAUAUGGAUUGGUUGAUGAAAGUGCUGGUGGACAUUUUGUCAUCAAUUCUACCACUGGGGCACUUCGUACAACUGAAGCAUUAGACAGGGAAGAAAGAUGUAACUACACCAUCGUUAUUGAGGCCCGUGACCUGGGAACUCCACAGCGAAGCUCCACUGCCGAGUUGAGAAUCACAGUCUUGGACGUUAAUGACAACAGCCCAGAGUUCAGCAAAACCCAUUACCGGACAUCAGUCAGCGAAGACUUGGUAGUGGGGUCAGAGGUUCUCCAGCUGACAGCAACUGACAAAGACGAAGGUUCCAACGGAGAAGUUAUGUAUUCCCUCAUUGAUGAUACCCUUGGGAUGUUUACUAUAAACAGCUCAACUGGCACUGUGAUGACCACCAUGCAGCUGGACAGAGAGACCAAGUCACAAUACGUGUUUCGGGCAGUAGCAAACGACUGUAGCACCCAAAGGCCACGGAGUUCAACAGUCAACGUCAUGGUGCACAUCGAAGACAUCAAUGACAAUGCCCCAGUUUUUAUUCAGAACCCAGUCAACGGCCAAGUUUCCAUGGAAACAGCUCUAAACCAGACCAUAGCAACAGUAAGAGCUGACGACAGUGACCUUGGCCAGAAUGGAGAAGUGGUGUUCAGUUUUGCAGAGCCAGAUUUGCUUUUUGACAUUAACCGUCAGACUGGAGAUAUCUGGUUGAAGAGCUUGAUUCCAUCCAGUGAAUUUGGAACAAAAGUCCUCCAUGUGAUUGCGGCAGAUCAGGGAAUCCCAGUGCAGAACUCUUCCGGUCUGGUUAUGGUUCAUUUACAGGGUGAGGAGCCUAGGAUCUGGUUCACUCAACCUGUCUAUAAAGCAGCAAUUCCUGAAAAUAGCAAAUCUGGUUCCACGGUUGUGACUGUUACUGCCCAUGACCGUAACAAAGACGCAAGGAAAAUAAAAUACAGCAUUUUUAGUGGGAACGAAAAUGAAGCUUUCACAAUAAACACAGACACUGGUUACAUUUCUGUAAAGGAUCACAAAAGCCUGGAUUUCGAGAUGCAGGAUAAGAUUCAUCUUGUGGUCCUGGCUGAAAAUACCUGGCAGACUGCGUACUGCAGAAUAACAAUCACAAUUCAAGAUGUGAAUGACAACCCACCAAGAUUCGAACAAAGUUACUAUAAAACAGCGGUGUGGGAAGGGCAAAUUCACAACACUUAUAUCAUGCAGGUUUUUGCUACUGAUGCUGACAGUGGCCUUAACGGGCAGAUAGAGUAUUCGAUCCUCUCUGGUAACCAAAAUGAGGCCUUCCUCAUAGACACAGCCCGAGGCAUUGUAGCCACAAACACCAUUCUGGAUCGAGAAAUCUUUUCAUCGUACAAGCUGAUUCUUUUGGCUACUGAUAAAGGCAGCCCCCAACUGACUGCUACCACCACAGUGAGAAUCCAGGUAGUGGACGUCAAUGACAACGCCCCAGCGAUCCCUCCGAUGGAGCCUGCUGAAAUUGCUGAGAACCUUCCAGCUGGCUACAUGGUAACACAAGUAUCAGCGAAUGACGUGGACCUGAGCCCAGCUCUGUCCUACAGUUUUGCUGACAAUGGGAAUCCAGGCGGUAAAUUUGCCAUCGAUCCUUAUACCGGAGUAAUCACACUGACUGAAUCGCUGGACUAUGAGGAAAGCCCCCAGUAUGUUUUACAGAUCAAAGCCUCGGAUUCUAUUCAUGAAACAGGAGCAGAACUCAGGGUCCACGUGCUUGAUGUCAAUGACAAUCCACCUGUCUUCUCCCAGGAGUCAUACCAGAUCGUAUUGGCUGAAUUGACUCCAAUGGAUACAUUUGUUCUGGCACUGUCAGCCACGGACAGAGAUUCAGGACUCAAUGGAGAGGUUUCCUACCGGCUCCUUUCAUCAGCUUCGAAGGGGUUUUAUAUCAAUUUGAAAAAUGGCUCUUUAUUCACCAGCAAGCCGCUGAGGUAUUUUAUGGAGAGCUCUGUGGUACAGCUCCUUGUGGAAGCCAAUGAUGGUGGAGACCCAGCUUUGACAGCUGUGACUUCUGUGGAAAUACAAAUACAAGACAUCAAUGACCACGCACCUCAGUUCAUGCAAGCCACAUACCAAGUGAGCGUGUCCGAAGAUGCAGCAGUCGGGAGCACCGUGCUGUAUCUCUCAGCUUCUGACCAGGACUUGUCCCAUGAGAACUCUUACCUUGACUACACCAUCUUUGGUGGCAAUGAGCAGAACAGAUUUUGCAUUGAGACCAGUGUUUUACAGGCAGACGAUGAGUACAAGACAGUGGGCAAGCUUGUGCUGUGCAAUCGCCUGGACCGCGAAAACACAAUGAACUACACCCUGGUGGUAGUUGUCUCUGAUCGGGGGACACCUCCACUAAAUUCUUCUGCAGUUGUCUCAGUAACUGUGCUAGAUGCUAAUGAUAACCCUCCUGUCUUCAGCCGAUUGGAAUACCACAUUCAGGUCAGCGAAAGCAUUCCCCUGGGGAGUAGGCUCACUCAGGUGUCAGCUCAUGACCCAGACGAAGGAGUCAAUGCUGAAAUAAAGUUUCACAUUGUUUCUGGCAAUGAUAAAGGACACUUUAGACUAGACCACAGAAGUGGUGCAGUGGAACUGAACCAGAGUUUGGAUUAUGAAGAAAAUACCAAAUUCACAUUGACCAUCCAAGCCACUGAUGGCAGCAGCAUGGGGAGCAGAAAAAUAGCCUUUGCUGUGCUGUUCAUCACUGUGCUGGAUGAGAAUGAUAACUCUCCCUACUUUAUGUUCCCUGCCAUGAACUGCUCAAUCUUGGAAAAUCAGGCUGCCUUUACUCAUGUUUGCUCACUCUAUGCAAUGGACCAUGAUUCAGGCCCAUUUGGACAGGUGACCUACUCUAUUUUGUCACCAUGCUCAGUAGAUUAUGAAAGUCCAAAUAAAAAGGAGGCUUUUGCAAUAGACUCCUUGACUGGGGACAUCUAUUCCAAACAAACUUUUGACUAUGAAAGAGAGAAUAGGUACUGCUUUAUGGUCCAAGCUAAAGACAAAGGCGACCAAACAGCAACAAUUAUGGUUCAGGUGGACAUUGAGAGUGUUGACGAGUUCAGCCCUGUCUUCUCACGAACAGAAUAUUACUUUGAGCUCCCUGAGAACUCUGAAGUGGGGCAGAGCAUCGGCCAGGUCUCAGCCAUAGACAAUGAUGGUGGAAUAGAUGGGGUUCUUGUGUAUUCCUUGGCUGAGUCCUCUCAGUUCUUUUCAGUGAACAGAACCAGUGGAACCGUGUAUCUCACCAGUGCUGUCUACAGGAAAAAAGGCAUUGCCAAAAAGAGAGAGGACCUAAUAGAGUUCAAGGUGAAAGCAAGCAGUCCCAAGUUUGAUUCCAAGUCUGAAAGCUGCAUCGUUAUUGUCAACAUCUCCAACUCUGCAGAGGCCUUCACUGGAAUGCAGCUGAACAGCCUGACCAUCAGCCUUGCCAUUUCCUUUGUAGUAUUCCUGCUGUUGGCCAUUAUUCUUGUGGCGCUUAUUUUGAGAUUUAGGAGGAAAUAUGUCAAAGUGAAAACAAGAACUGUAGAUUCAAUGGCUACAAGUUUAAACCACAGUAUUUCGGAUACACUUGAAAAAAGUAAUGGCCAUAGGCACAGCACCAUUGUCCUUCAAGAUUUAGCAGAGCAGGUGGACAUCAGAGACAAGAAGGAGGUGACUAACCCCUGUAGGCACUCUGGCUCAAGUGGCAGGGGCUCUGCAGAUGGAGAUGCAGCCGAAGACGAAGAGAUCAAGAUGAUCAAUGAACAUCCCUGCCGGAAAGGUUCUGGGUCUGCCCUAAACGAGAGGGCAUCCAGGGUGCCAGACUCAGGGAUACCUCAGGACUCAGACCAAUUCUCUUGCCAGUCAGAGGAAGCAGAUCUGGCUGUUACCACCACUGCCACUGUUGCCAACAGCUCAGAGAGCAUUUACCACUUCAAAGAGGAAGGUGGAGGGGAAGGAUGUGACCAAAACUAUGCCUCAAAUGAAGUACUGUCUAGAAGGAUCACUGGCAUGGCCAUCAAAGAGAAAGACGUGUUGGCGCACAGUACAAAGAGAUAUAUCUUCAACACUGAUGGCCAGAGCUCCGCAAGGGCUUCCCUUACUUCGUUAGUGAGUGCAGAAGAGGAACUCAGAGGAAGCUAUAACUGGGACUACUUAAUGAACUGGGAGCCCAGAUUUCAGCCACUGGCCUCUGUCUUUACAGACAUUGCCGAGCUCCAGGAUAAUGGGUUACAAAAGCCAAAUAUUGCAAAAGAGUCCAGGGGUAUUAUUUAUCCCCCUCCCUUAAUCACGUCAGUGGCUCAGCCUGGAAUCAGGGCGGUUCCACCGCGGUUGCCCACCUUUACCAACAGAGCAGCCUUCCCUAAAUACACUCAAUCUCCCCUCACUGGGAAGUCAGGUCUCACACCGUCCGCCAUGACACCCAGCUUCUCUCCAUCUCUGUCCCUGCUUACCAUGCAAACUCCCACAUCGUCCCCAGUUGUUUCAGAGACAGGCAUCACUGGCCCAUCCAAAAGAGCAACCCUUCAUCCUUCAACACCCAGAGAAGAAGACAUGCAAGUGUAAACUACUAAUAUUUUAGUAUUCUCUAAAGACACUACCCUUUUCCUUUAACUAAAUGGUUCUCACAUUUUUAGCAAUAUGUAUUUAAAAAAAAAAAAAAACUGUGAUUAAGAAACUAAUAAAGAACUGUUUUGUCAAGAGUUUUUGUUUUAAUUCAAAGUGGAACCAAACAAAACUUUCUACCCUUAAGUAAAACCUCAGUAGCAUUUACAUUACAUGCUUUGGUUCAAGGGAUGCGUGUUUUGAAAAAAAACAGUGUGCUGAAGCUUUAUGUAAAA